CAGUUAGAUUGCUGCUUGUGCAAUAUGAGGCUAUGCAGAGUUCGGCAAACUUUCAGAAAAUGCAAUUCAAUCUUAUUGGUCUUAAUUCCAUUGCUUUUCUGGCUUGUCUUUCAAGUUCAACAUCCACUGAUUGUGAAAAAUUCUGCUCUCUUCAGCAACUAUCGACUUCUGCAAAAUGUUCAUACAGACUUGUCUUUGAUAGGUCGUCCAAGAAGAGGAUGUCCAAUUUUUUUGAACGCCUCUCACAUCAUAAGAUUAACAGGUAUACAAGAGGUGAAAGAAGACAGUGUUUUAUUUAAGUGCAAACCCCCUUUAAACAUUACAGAUGUACGGAAGAAAAAACUGAAGUUUAUGGUUUCUCUUUAUCCUUUGGAAUUAAAUUUCGAUGAGCUCAUAAAAGUGCGACUUGAGGGAAGAAAGAUAAUAAACGAACCCAUCAAUUCACACGACUUCAGUUAUAUCCAUACCGGAGAGAACGUCUGUGACGACUCCUCCAUAUACCUUCUUCUGGUCAUCAAAUCUAGUGUAGGAAAUUUCAGGAACCGACAGACCAUCAGGAACACUUGGGGUAAUGUGGACAACUAUGAAGGAGUUCGGAGAGUGUUCCUUCUAGGUUACAACCACGGUGUUCAGAAACAAGUAGACAAUGAAGCUUUAAAGCAUGGGGACAUAGUACAAGAAGAUUUUUGGGACCAUUAUUCCAACAUCACCUUUAAAACGAUUAUGGGCAUAAACUGGGUUGCGCAGUACUGCCCCAAAGCCAAGUUUAGCUUUUACGUAGACGAUGACGUGUUCUUGAUUUUAAAAAAUCUUAAACAAUUAAGGAAAUCAACGCUCAGAGAAUCUGGAUUGAUGCUUGGGAAGGUUUUCUUUUCCUCCACACCGUUUAGAGACAAGACGUCCAAAUGGUUCGUGUCGUGGGAGGAUUAUCCCUUUGUCAAUUACCCCAAAUAUCUGGCAGGUUUUGCAUAUCUAAUGACUGCUGAUGUUGUGAAGCGAUUUUCUUUGGCCAUUCCCUAUAUUCAAGCUAUACCGUUUGACGACACUUAUCUAGGAAUCGUCGCAAAGAAGCUAAGAAUCCCAGUAAAGAACCAGUACGGGUUUGUUUCAAUGUUUCAUCCCACUUGGAUGUCCUUCUUUGUUCCCAAACUAAGUUUUCGGAAAACGAUAGCAUUUCAUAGAAUGUCGUCCCCAGAAACAAUGAUGCGGACUUGGAUUGAAUAUUGUAAACAAUAUCAAGCUGUAUGUCGAAAUUAAUUUCAAAUUUGUGUAUAAUCGAAUAAAACAAACAAUAA
Magallana angulata is the source of this 1295-nucleotide messenger RNA. RefSeq names its product beta-1,3-galactosyltransferase brn-like. The coding region runs from base 25 to 1257 and encodes 410 amino acids. Gene Ontology annotation, cellular component: membrane. The transcript has a single exon. Gene Ontology annotation, molecular function: hexosyltransferase activity; UDP-glycosyltransferase activity. The record is from RefSeq and is a predicted model, not a curated record. Lineage: Eukaryota; Metazoa; Mollusca; Bivalvia; Ostreida; Ostreidae.